Messenger RNA from Ceratitis capitata (Mediterranean fruit fly), 1174 nucleotides. RefSeq names its product putative cyclin-dependent serine/threonine-protein kinase DDB_G0272797/DDB_G0274007. Bases 21 to 1166 code for a protein of 381 amino acids. The record is from RefSeq and is a predicted model, not a curated record. Lineage: Eukaryota; Metazoa; Arthropoda; Insecta; Diptera; Tephritidae. The transcript has a single exon.
ACCCAUUGGAACGACAGAAGAUGGAGUUCCUAUUCGAAUGGGGUAUCGAUUUAACGACAACGCCAAAAACAAUGCCAACUACACCAAUACCAUUAACAAAAGCUAAAAAUCCACCGCCACUGCCACUCAACAUUAAAUCCAUCAGCAAUCCAUCAGCAUCCGCACCCGCAUCAGCCACACAACAACAUCAACACCAACACCAACACCAACAUCAGCAUCAGCAUCAGCAUCAUUCAGCAUCAACACACGCGUCUGCGACGCCACCUCAUCAACAGCACCAUCAGCAGCAACAACAACAGCACGGUGCAGCUGCAACAGCUACAACACCAACAACAGCAACACGCACACACACACAACAAACAGCGCAGCAGACAACACAUGCGACGAGCGCGAAAUACACCAAGAGUCCAACACAGCAACAACAGCACCAGCGUACAACACCGACAACGACGCCAACGAAAAGUACACAACAGGUGCAGCAACAGCAACAACAACACCAACAAACACAACCACAACAACAAAGACUGACACCAGCCGAACGUGCGAGAGCUGGAGGUGCACCGCGGCCAACAACAACAACAACGCCGACAACGGCGUCAGCGCCGACGUCGAGAGAGCACACGCCCACGCGUAGCGGCAGUGCGCACCAACAACAAAAGCACUACCAACAGCAGCAGCAACAACAACACCAGCAAUCAUCCCUACAACGUCACCCAUCGUCCACAAGUCAACAUAAAUCACAAGAAUAUCAUCAACACCAACACCACCACCACCAACAACAACAGCAACAACAUCAACACGAACAGAGACGCGAUCUCGAACGUAAGGACUCUCAGCGCGAACGAGAUCGGGCGAAGGAGCGCGACUACGAGCACCAGCGUGCACGUGAGGACCUGCGUGAGCGUGAUAAUGAACGUGGCCGUCGUGAUAUGGGCCACGAACGCGAACGCGAACGUGAGUAUGCGCACGAACGUGCGCAGGACUAUCAACGCGAUCGUGAGUACGCUCACAAAUAUGAGAGGGAACGUGAACGUGAUUAUGCGCCGCGAGAGCAUGCAUAUGAGCGAGAACGCGACUCUGAACGAGAACACCCACCGUCAUCAGCGCACACAACACAACAACAAACACAUUACAAUAAAACAAAUUAUAAUUCCGUUUACCAGUAAAAAAAAAA